CAGAGGUAGCCGCUGCGAUGAAGAUAUUUUUUGUUUUAUUUUGCGUGGAGUUUAUCAACGUAAUAGCCAUGGUCCAUCAGCGCUCUGCAGGUGGCACUAAACGUUUUCAUCCAAAGCAAAUGAGGAAAGUUAAAGUGAUUCUUCCUAGUGGCGAACAAGAACAAAACAAAGUGUUAGAAAAAAUGUCUCCGGAAUACAAAUACAAGGAUUAUGGCGAUAGUGAAAACUUUGAGAACAAAGAUGACUCGAAUAUCUCUAAUAUGUUGGAUAAACAAACGAUCGAGGAACUAAAGUCGAAGAACUUGUUGGAUGGAGAUACCAAACACGCAACUCGAAGUGGGCCCAGUCUUUUGAAGGUUGUGACACCAAGUAGGAACAAUCUUGGCGCAGAAUCACUAGAAAAGUUGAAUGUUUUGUUGCAAAAUACAUUGCCUGAAUAUAAAUUUGAUAGAGCUGAGAGAGGUCCUGGCUUUUCUUAUGGGGAUUGUGUUGAUCUUGACCCAGAUUGUUGGAAAUAUGAGAUGCAUGGCUUAUGUAGUGAUAGCCCUGAUUUGGCAGAGAAACGCUUUAAUUGUAAGAAGACAUGCCACCUUUGUGUCAGUGUAGCGGGAACGAGAAGACAGACAAAAACAAGAAAAAAGAAGCAAUAAAACCAUGAUAUCUCGCUGCUAGGUAUAAUUUGGUGAAUGUUCGAAAGAAUUUGUACAGGAAUGUAGUUUGGAUCAGAAAUAAACCUGACCAGGUUUAUGGUCUCGAGAAAGCAAACUGCAAACAUAAUCGUCAGGCCUCUCUGAAGUUGUCAGAAGAUUUUCUUCACACUUUCGUGGAAGUAUAAUAUACUAUAGACGCUAUUUUAUAUAUCACAAAUAUAUUUACAAAAUAUCUAUGUGGUUGUAAGCAUAUCUAUCUCUUGUAUUUUUACCAUUUCGCUACGUUAAUAUGCUUCAAUUAGAAGGAAGAUAGAAAGGAAGAUAGAAAGGAAGAUGGGUUUUCUAUUCUAAAUAUUUCUUGAUACAUCUUUUUUGCACCGAGCAAACUCGAUGGGUUUUCUAUUCUAAAUAUUUCUUGAUACAUAUUUUUUGCACAGAGCAAACUCGAUGGGUUUUCUAAAUAUUUCUUGAUACAUAAGUAAGAGGAAACUCGAUGGAUUUUCUAAAUAUUUUCCGUUAUUUCUUCCCUCGAGUUGCGCAGCCCACCACCCCACUGGAUGGGUUUGAUGGGGGGUGUAUCGUUUAUUGACCAAUCAAAUUUCUGAUUGAAAUUGCUACACGUAGAUUCUCAUCGUAAAUAUGGCGCAGCCCGAGUACCAGGCAGGGUUUGGCAAUGAAUUUUCAUCAGAAGCGCUAGAAAACGCGCUACCGAAGGGACAGAAUAGCCCUCAAAAAUGCUCUUAUGGUUUGUAUGCUGAGCAACUUUCAGGGUCUGCAUUUACUUGUCCCAGAGAUACAAAUAAGCGAAGCUGGUUAUAUCGUAUCCGACCAUCUGCUGUUCAUGAACCAUUUCAGACAUUUGCUGUGGAGUAUUUCACCAAUGACUGGACAAAAUAUCCACCCAACCCUAAUCAGUUUCGAUGGAAACCCUUUGAUCUUCCUACCAAGGACUGUUCUGCAGACUUUGUUGAGGGUUUGAAAACAAUUUGUGGAGCAGGAGAUCCAAAAGUGCGAAAUGGAGCUGUUAUUCAUAUCUAUUCAUGUGAUAAAUCAAUGAAGGACAGAUGUAUGUAUAAUUCAGAUGGUGACUUUCUCAUUGUUCCACAGCAAGGGUCAUUAAACAUCACAACAGAGUUUGGGAAAUUGUUGGUGAAACCAAAUGAAAUAUGUGUCAUCUGUCAAGGAAUGCGCUUCAGUGUUGACGUCACUGAACCAUCUCGUGGUUAUAUUCUGGAGGUUUUUAAUGCUCAUUUUCAACUUCCUAAUUUAGGACCUAUUGGUGCAAAUGGACUGGCCAACCCUCGCGAUUUUCUCACACCAGUAGCGUGUUUUGAAGAUCGUCGUCCUCCUGAUGGAUACACUGUCAUUAACAAGUUUCAGGGAUCUCUUUUUUCUGCCAAACAGGGUCAUUCCCCGUUCGAUGUGGUGGCCUGGUUUGGAAAUUACGUGCCUUAUAAAUAUGAUCUUGCUAACUUUAUGGUUAUUAAUUCUGUUUCUUUUGAUCAUGCGGAUCCAUCUAUCUUUACCGUGUUAACUUGUCCCAGUGUGAAACCUGGUGUGGCAAUUGCUGAUUUUGUCAUAUUUCCCCCUCGCUGGGGUGUUGCUGAACACACGUUUAGACCGCCAUAUUAUCAUCGAAACUGCAUGAGUGAAUUUAUGGGUCUCAUAUUUGGAAACUACGAAGCGAAGGAGGAAGGUUUUGCACCGGGUGGUGCUAGUUUACACAGUAUGAUGACGCCUCAUGGUCCUGAUAAACAGUGUUUUGAGAAAGCGUCCACUGUUGAGGAACUGAAGCCUGAGAGGGUCGCUGAUGGCACGAUGGCUUUUAUGUUUGAGUCGUGUUUAAGUUUGGCUGUUACAAAAUGGGCUGCGGAAACAUCAGAGAAACUGGACAAAAAUUACUACAAAGUUUGGUCAGAAAUUGAAAGUCAUUUCGACCCUAAUUGGAAACCAGAAAAACGGUAAAGGUUUGAUUAAGAAAAAGAACGAAAUAUUAAUUUUCUCCAGCAACAACUGACACGGUGUCGAAGGAUAAAAAAAUGUGGUGAACAAAU
This is a messenger RNA of Dendronephthya gigantea, 2704 nucleotides long. RefSeq names its product homogentisate 1,2-dioxygenase-like. NCBI's taxonomy places the organism in Eukaryota, Metazoa, Cnidaria, Anthozoa, Malacalcyonacea, Nephtheidae. The coding region runs from base 1290 to 2615 and encodes 441 amino acids. The record is from RefSeq and is a predicted model, not a curated record. The transcript has 18 exons. Gene Ontology annotation, molecular function: homogentisate 1,2-dioxygenase activity. Gene Ontology annotation, biological process: L-phenylalanine catabolic process. Gene Ontology annotation, cellular component: cytoplasm.